UUUCGCUUUCUACUCGAGAAUAACGUCGCAUAAUACCUUUUCCAAGCGAUUCUUCCCACAACUGAGACAGUCCUCCUUGUGGCCGACUUUCGCCCGCUCAGUAUAUAGCCCAUAGCGCACAGCUCCCAGUCUGAGUCAACCGCGCCUCUCUGAGCGAACAGAAAUCAUGUCCUCGGCCCUCGUCAACGUCGACGACCCGGACGCGCUGGAGCCGACUCUGCAGUCGAUCCUAGACCAGCGGUCGCUCCGGUGGAUAUUCGUCGGCGGCAAGGGUGGCGUGGGGAAGACGACGACGUCGUGCAGCCUAGCCAUCCAGCUGGCCCGGGUGCGCCGUUCGGUGCUGCUCAUCUCCACCGACCCGGCACACAACCUAAGCGAUGCCUUCAACCAGAAGUUCGGCAAGGAGGCCCGCCUGAUCGACGGCUUCACCAACCUGAGCGCCAUGGAGAUUGACCCCAACGGCAGCAUCCAAGAUCUUCUGGCCGGACAGGGCGAGGAAGGGGGUGCCGCGGGGGGUAUGGGAGAUGUGGGCGGAAUGGGAGGCAUGAUGCAGGAUCUCGCCUUUGCUAUCCCUGGUAUUGACGAAGCCAUGUCCUUUGCCGAAGUCCUCAAGCAAGUCAAGUCGCUCUCCUACGAGACCAUCAUUUUCGACACGGCACCGACAGGCCACACAUUACGCUUCCUACAGUUCCCGUCGGUGCUUGAAAAGGCGCUGGCCAAGGUCUCCCAGCUGUCGUCACAGUAUGGACCACUCCUCAACGGCCUGCUGGGUUCCAACGGCACGCUCCCCAACGGGCAGAACCUCAACGAGAUGAUGGAGAAGCUGGAGACACUACGGCAGACCAUAUCAGAGGUAAACACGCAGUUCAAGGACGAGGCCCUCACGACGUUUGUGUGCGUAUGCAUCCCCGAGUUCCUGUCGUUGUACGAGACGGAACGCAUGAUCCAGGAGCUGGCCACCUACGGCAUCGACACCCACAGCAUCGUCGUCAACCAGCUGCUGUUCCCCGGGCCGGGCUCCGACUGCUCGCAGUGCAACGCCCGGCGGCGGAUGCAGAAGAAGUAUCUCGACCAGAUCGAGGAGCUCUACGACGAGUUCAACGUCGUCAAGAUGCCCCUGCUCGUCGAGGAGGUCCGCGGGAAGGAGAAGCUGGAGAAAUUCAGCGAGAUGCUGGUCAAGCCGUACGUACCUCCGUCAUAGGCCAUGCACGACAGCAGUGAAGCUGCAGGACCGUUUGUUCGUCCUGGAUAUUUGACAUGACUGGGAUGAGGGUUACCCGUGGGCAAGGCGAGCGAAAGCAAGAGCGCCCGGGGGCAGGCAUGUCCAGGGCAUUGCGAUGCCAGAGCCACUUGCUGCCGCUCAUAGGUUUAGGCGAUUACCCAAGUUGCCG
Molecule: messenger RNA, 1391 nt
Organism: Phialemonium atrogriseum
Lineage: Eukaryota; Fungi; Ascomycota; Sordariomycetes; Cephalothecales; Cephalothecaceae
Product: anion-transporting ATPase-like domain-containing protein
Exons: 2
Coding region: 167-1201 (344 amino acids)
Biological process (GO): post-translational protein targeting to endoplasmic reticulum membrane
Cellular component (GO): GET complex
Molecular function (GO): ATP hydrolysis activity; ATP binding
Source: RefSeq, a predicted model, not a curated record